This is a messenger RNA of Helobdella robusta, 1082 nucleotides long. RefSeq lists its product as hypothetical. The transcript has 6 exons. Lineage: Eukaryota; Metazoa; Annelida; Clitellata; Rhynchobdellida; Glossiphoniidae. Gene Ontology annotation, cellular component: nucleus. The record is from RefSeq and is a predicted model, not a curated record. The coding region runs from base 134 to 778 and encodes 214 amino acids.
UCAUUAUUUGAUUUCUAUUUUAAAUUUAAAGGAUUUGUUUCUCCUAACUUUUAAUUUAACUCCCGAACUAAAUAGUUCCUCUUAACUAACUAUAAACUAAACUAAAUUGCUUUAAUUGAAAAAUUGGCGAAGAAUGUCCGGUCACAAUCAUCCUCAUGGUCAGCAUUGUGGCUGUUCUUGUGAGCACACAGAGGAAGAUGAAACCCAGGAUAGGGGAAAUUUGUACAGCCUCUACUCAAAAAUUGACAUCUACAAAGUUCAGUGCCUGAACGAGGCCGUCGACGAGUCCGGCAGACUGGUUUUCAAGGCUUGGCACGAGAGGACAGACAGGUCCAAGUUUGUUGAAAGUGAUGUCGACCAAGAGUUAUUAUUCAACAUACCGUUCACAGGCUGCAUCAGACUGAAAGGGAUGAUUGUCAUUGGAGGGGAAGAAGGCCAGCAUCCCAAAUCAGUUAAGCUGUUUAAAAAUCGUCCAAGUAUGACAUUUGAUGAUGGUCUUGGCGAGGCUGACCAGGAGUUCGAACUGGUCAAGGAUUACGAUGGAAGUGCUGAAUACGAAAUCAGAGCCACACGUUUCAGUUCAAUCAGCCAUCUCAGUAUUUACUUUCCAACAAAUUUUGGAGCGGAAACAACGAAAAUUUACUACAUUGGUCUCAAGGGCGAUUUCACAGAGUUUCGUCGCCAGGAAAUCACCUUAGCAACGUACGAAGCCAGGGCCAACCCAGCCGACCACCACAAGAUCAACCACCUUGAUGAUGUUCCCAAGGCCAUCCGAUAACAAUCUCACACCCUCUCAUACCCCGUCAUAUCCCCCAUACCUUCAUAUUCUUUCCAAUACCUUCAUUUUUUCAUUGUAAUGCGAUUUUGUUAUAUCAUUAAUUUAGGAAUAUUUGUAAUUGUUUAAAAAUUGAUGAUAUCUUUCUGAAAUUUUCUUAUGGCUGUAAAUGACAGACUAAUUUCUCCUGUUAAAGUUGUUUCGUUUUUAACUUUUUGAAAUUUUGCCUUAAAGUGUUGUUUGUAAGUUGAAUGCAAGUUUCAAACGUUAUUAAAGUUAUACCAACCAACCAAUCAAUGAACAAUUA